Cuscuta campestris is the source of this 461-nucleotide messenger RNA. The record is from the annotation of a GenBank genome assembly. NCBI's taxonomy places the organism in Eukaryota, Viridiplantae, Streptophyta, Magnoliopsida, Solanales, Convolvulaceae.
UACCUUUUGUCCAGUGCUGGGGAACUGAUACCUAAAUUCGAUUAUUAUCUGAUAGAUGUAUGACAACAAGAAGAGACUUUCCUGAUGGCACACUUUGGAGAACACCAGUUGAAACAUUCAAUAAGUUUAUGGUUGAUGAUCUUAGCAAGGUGACAAAAAGCUCAACAACAGAUAUAGCUAAUAUAAGAUCUGCAAAAGUACGCACUUGGAAAGCAGUUGCUGAUAUUUAUGAAAUAUUUCUUGUGGGAUAUUGUGGUCGUGCUCUGCCUUCAAAUGCACUUUCUAUGUUGGCCCUGAAAGCUGAUGAGUCUCUUGAAAUGAAUAUCUUGGAUAUCCUGGGAGACAAGAUUCUCAAUUCCCAGACUGAUGCACCCACUGAUAUACUGCAGCGAUUAAUCUCCACCUUAGAUAUAUGUGCUUCAAGGACUUGCUCCUUGCCACUUGAGACUGUUGAACUUAUC